Messenger RNA from Papaver somniferum (opium poppy), 3283 nucleotides. RefSeq names its product ubiquitin carboxyl-terminal hydrolase 5-like. The record is from RefSeq and is a predicted model, not a curated record. Gene Ontology annotation, biological process: protein deubiquitination. Gene Ontology annotation, molecular function: cysteine-type deubiquitinase activity. The transcript has 13 exons. Lineage: Eukaryota; Viridiplantae; Streptophyta; Magnoliopsida; Ranunculales; Papaveraceae. The coding region runs from base 57 to 2981 and encodes 974 amino acids.
UGUUUUUGUUUCUUCUCCUUUGUUCCAUUUUUUCUAGGUCUAGACUCUGGAAGAACAUGGCAACAGAGGAGUUGCAGAAAGGGGAAAGUGGAGGAGGAACAGGAGAAGAGAAGAUGAUGGAGAACUCGAUCUCAAUGUUAAAACUUUCACCAGAAGAGGAAAGAUUAGUUAUUAGAGAUAGUGUUUUCGCUGCUGAAUCUCAGUGCAAAGAAGGAGAUACUUUUUAUCUCAUCACUCAAAGAUGGUGGCAACACUGGCUUCAAUAUGUGAACCAAGGCAUGGCAACUACCACAAAUGACGGUGCUUUACAUAGUUCUGAGUUUUCUGAAUUGGCUUGUUCAACUGCUCAGAAAAGGCCCCCUGCCAUUGACAAUUCCGAUUUAAUAAAUGAUGCAACAUCGGAGGACUCCAGUAUUGGGAUAGAGCUUCUUGAUACGUUGGUGGAGGGGCGUGAUUAUGUAUUGCUUCCAGAAGACGUGUGGAAACAAUUGUUUAUGUGGUAUGGUGGAGGGCCAGUAUUGCCACGUAAAGUGAUAAAUUCAGGUUUGUCUCAGACCGAGCUUGGCCAGUUGACUGUAGAGGUCUAUCUUCUGCGUCUCCAGCUUAUUUAUAUGCCAAAAAGAGAACGCUCUAUCAUUAGGAUAAGCAAAAAGGAAACAAUUCGGGAACUCCACCGAAGGGCUUGUGAUGCUUUCAAUCUUGAUAUGGAGCAAAUUUCAAUUUGGGAUUACUACGGCCAUCGGAAACACGAUCUUAUGAAUAACAUGGAUAAAACUUUAGAUGAUGCCAACAUACAGAUGGGCCAGGAUAUAUUAGUGGAGCUUCUCGGAAAUGAGAGUGAUACAUUUGGUGGUUGCCUGAGUUCUCUGCAAGAAAAUGGAUCAACGUCUGCCCUUAUUGAACCUAGCAAAUCAAGCAUGUCCAUUGCUGGGGGUCUGUCAGCAAGCAGAGGUGUUUUCCGUGGUUGCAGUACAGAGUUUUCUCAGAAUCACUACGGGGCUUCCCAAGUUGGAGAAGUGGAUAAUUCUAAUGGAAUUUGUGGUGUUGUUACAAGAGGAGCAGCUGGAGGCUUGACUGGAUUACUUAAUCUUGGAAACACUUGCUUUAUGAACAGCGCAAUACAGUGCCUUGUGCAUACACCUGAGUUUGCUAGAUAUUUUCGAGAUGAUUAUCAUCCAGAUAUAAACAAAAAUAAUCCUCUGGGGAUGGUUGGUGAACUAGCUUUGGCAUUUGGUGAGCUGCUCCGGAAACUGUGGGCCCCAGGACGCACACCUAUUUCUCCUCGUCCAUUUAAAUCCAAACUUGCUCGAUUUGCACCCCAAUUCAGUGGAUAUAAUCAGCAUGAUUCACAGGAGCUUUUGGCGUUUUUGUUAGAUGGGCUUCAUGAAGAUCUAAAUCGUGUAAAGCAUAAACCUUACAUAAAGUCUAAAGAUGCAGAUGGUCGACUGGAUGAAGAAGUUGCUGAUGAGUACUGGGCAAAUCACAUUGCUCGUAAUGACUCCAUAAUAGUUGAUGUUUGCCAGGGCCAAUACAAAUCAACUUUGAUUUGCCCCAUAUGUGCCAAAGUUUCUGUGACCUUUGAUCCAUUUAUGUACCUCUCGUUGCCGCUGCAACCUACCAACCAUCGGUCGAUGACAGUUAUGGUUUUCAAUAGCGAUGGUACUGCACAUCCAGAACCAUGCACUGUGACUGUUCCAAAGCAGGGUCGGUGCAGGGAUUUGAUCCAAGCUAUCAGCAACGCUUGUUCCAUAAAAAAUGGCGAGAAGCUUCUGCUUGCAGAGAUACGUGGCCACCAGGUUCAUCGGUUUCUUGAAGAUCCUUUAAUAUUGUUAUCCACCAUUAAAGACGAUGACCAUCUUGCUGCGUACAAGAUACAGAAAUUAGUUAAGGACACUUUGUAUCUUCAACUGAUACAUCGACGUGAAGAGCGGGAGUCCAGCAGUGCCAAAAGCGCAAUGAUCUCGAAGCCUUUUGGCAUACCACUUGUCUCACCAAUCUCACGUGACCGUCGUGUCACGGGAGCUGAUAUACAAGAAAUAAUUUGCAAAAUGCUCUCUCCACUAGAAAGAGUUGGGACUCUUACUCCUUCUCGUCUUGCUAAUAAUACAAGUGUCUCAGAGUCAGGGGCAGCAUCAGACCCUUCUGAAGAUGCAACUGCAAGUGGAACAGGUACAAAAUCUGCUGCAUCAGACUCCAUGGAUGAAGAUCCAAGUGACCCUAAAAUAGCGGGCACAUUGGAACUGCCUCUGCAAUUGGUGACGGAAAAGAAUGAAAUGAUUGAUCUCUCCAAGGAGAAGGAGAAAACUAUCAGUCUAUCUUCAUCGUCUGCAUCAAUUUGUGUGUUUCUUGAUUGGUCAGAUAAGCUUUUGGAGAAGUAUGAGACACAGUAUCUUGCAAAUUCACCUGAAGUGUUUAAGUAUGUACCAGCUACUAAGAAAGCUCGUACUGAACCACUUUCCUUAUAUACCUGCUUAGAAGCUUUCUUGCGGGAAGAGCCACUUGUGCCUGAAGACAUGUGGUAUUGCCCACAAUGUAAAGAGAGGCGUCAAGCGAGUAAAAAGCUCGAUCUAUGGAGACUUCCUGAAGUGCUUGUCAUUCACUUGAAGAGGUUCUCUUAUAGCAGGUCAAUGAAGCAUAAGUUGGAAACGUUUGUCAACUUUCCAAUUCAUGACUUUGACUUAACAAACUAUGUUGCCCAUAAGAGUAGUUCUAAGCGUCAACUCUAUGAGCUAUAUGCAUUGAGCAAUCACUAUGGCGGAAUGGGAAGUGGGCACUACACAGCACAUAUCAAGAUGCAGCUUCUGGAUGAAAAUCGGUGGUAUAGCUUCGAUGACAGCCAUAUUUCCCCGAUUAAUGAGGAAGAUGUGAAGUCAGCUGCUGCUUACGUGCUUUUCUACCACAGAGUGAAGGGUGAAGAUGUCACUGUAAGCAACGGAGAGCAUUCUUAUGUAGGACACAACAAUAUUUUGACUCAGAAGUAGAUUAGUAUUCUAGGCAGUUGUAGGGAAAUAUAAGAGGGUGAAACCAUUGUUGCUGUAUAUAAAUUAUCCCAGAUAAGAGGUUGCCCAUGCGGAAUCCAUAAGAAACAGAGGUUUGUCCUAGCAGAAGAAUUUCAUCUCUAUUGUAUUUUGAUACGCCGUGAGAUUUAUUAUUAUUUUCCUUCUUUUGGAAAGUGCGAAGCGUGCAAGUAAAUGAAUUCUGCAGUACAGGACUUGUAGCAUUCAAAUAUUUAUUGAGCAUCAGAUAACAUUUUAUUUAUUUUUUCUUGAAAAUGAUUACAUCA